This is a messenger RNA of Lathyrus sativus (Indian pea), 1938 nucleotides long. The record is from the annotation of a GenBank genome assembly. Lineage: Eukaryota; Viridiplantae; Streptophyta; Magnoliopsida; Fabales; Fabaceae.
AUGGAAAUGGAGAUGAGAUGCAAAGAAGAUAUAGACAUAAGCACAGACAUAACACCACGGCUCACCCCACUCUCUUUCUCUCUCCACAACACCAAUCUCCACACUCACUGCUCCUCAUGUUUCUCUCUCAUCACAACUCCCAUCAUUCCCAAUCCCAUUCCUCCACUCUACUGCUCUCCUCACUGCACCACCUCCCAUUCCUCCAUUCACCUCUCCUCCGCCGAACACCACAUCUCUCCCUCCACCACCUCCUCCCUCCUCCGCACCGCCCUCCGCCUCCUCCUCUUACCCCACCGCACUCCCCACUCCACUCGCCUCAACCAUUUACUCACCAACCGUCAUUUGCUCACGUCUCACAACGACGAACUCUCCGAAACUAUCCGUAUCAACGCCCUUGCAAUGGCCACCGCAAUAGCAAAGCAAAGAAGUGGCAACGGCUUGAUAGAAUCAUACGACGACGCCGUUUUGGAGGAAGCUACUGAUGCUCUCUGUGCGGUGCUAACGAACGCGGUGGAGGUGCACGAUAGCGAAGGACGCGCGUUAGGGAUUGCGGUUUUUGAACAUGCUUUCUCUUGGAUUAAUCAUAGUUGUUCCCCCAAUGCAUGCUACCGUUUCUCUUUCGAUUCUUCUUCUUUGCUUUCUCAGGAGGAAUCGAAACUUCGCAUAGCUCCCUUCACUCAUAAUUCUCAACAACCAAAAAUAGAUUGUGGGAUUUUUGGUAGCAGUGGUGAGUUUGCCCAAGAAAAAGGGCAGAUGAUUUGUGGUCCAAGAUUGAUUGUGAGAAGCAUCAAGAGAAUUAAAAAGGGGGCAGAGGUUACUGUAGCAUAUACUGACCUCUUGCAGCCGAAGGCAUUGAGACAAUCAGAACUAUGGUCAAAGUAUCGGUUUAGUUGUUGCUGCAAACGAUGUAGUUUUCUGCCCUUCGCAUAUGUGGAUCAUGCCUUGCAAGAAAUAUCUGUUUUCUGUCGAGAUUCAUCUGGUCUGCAUUCCGAUUACAAGCUCUUCAGAGACAUGGCAGAUAGAAGAUUGACUGAUUCGAUUGAAGAUGUUAUAUCAGAGUACCUUUCAGUCGGUAAUUCUGUGUCUUGUUGUGAGAAGCUUGAGAAGAUUCUUAUUCAAGGUCUGGACGAGCAGCUAGAAACAAAUGAAAGAAAAUCACAUUCUAAAUUCACACUGCAUCCCCUUCAUCACCUCUCUCUAAAUUCCUAUACAACACUAACUUCAGCAUAUAAAGUCCGCGCUAGUGAUUUAUUAUCGGAUGAUUCUGAAAUAGAUCUCAACCAAACGGAAGCUUUUGAUAUGAGCAGGACUAGUGCCGCAUAUUUUUUGUUACUGGCAGGUGGAGUUCACCAUCUCUUCAAUUCUGAAUCAUCACUUAUUGCAUCAGUUGCUAAUUUUUGGUUAGGAGCUGGAGAAUCUUUGUUAAAACUUACAACAAGUUCAGGAUGGAGUAGGUUUGUUAAUUUUGACGCAAAAUUUGAAUGCUCUAAGUGUUCAUUAUUGAAGAGAUUUAGAGCCUGUAUGUUAAAUGGUCAAAUCAAAAGUGAAGAUUUCGAGAAUGUAUCCAAUGAGUUUAUUCGUUGUGUCUCAGAUAUUACUCAUGAAGUUUGGAGUUUCCUUGCCCAUGGUUGCGAUUUUCUGAAAUCGUGUAAAGAUCCUAUUAAUUUCAGUUGGCUAAUGUCUACCAAAAAUUCAGUGGAUGUUGCAGCUCAUGAUAUCGAAAAUGACACGCAUGAGUCUGUGAAUAGCAUUGGUGAUCGCAAUGAACAAGCUUACAAUGAUCAGACAGUAGCAUAUAUUUUUCAGCUUGGUGGACACUGCUUAACAUAUGGGGGAUUAUUGGCUUGUAUAUGUUAUGGUCCCAAUUCCCAGUUGGUGUCUCAUGUACAAAAUAUUCUAGAUCAUGAAAAUUAUUCAUUAUAUUCACAUAAUGUUUGA